This is a messenger RNA of Purpureocillium takamizusanense, 3418 nucleotides long. RefSeq lists its product as uncharacterized. The record is from RefSeq and is a predicted model, not a curated record. Bases 6 to 3176 code for a protein of 1056 amino acids. The transcript is spliced from 2 exons. NCBI's taxonomy places the organism in Eukaryota, Fungi, Ascomycota, Sordariomycetes, Hypocreales, Ophiocordycipitaceae. Gene Ontology annotation, molecular function: protein binding.
CCAACAUGGCACGGCGGCUAACAGUUAAAUAUACUGUUGCCACCCCCUCUUGCUCGUGCUUAGGCACCUCGACUUCCAAUAUUCGAACGGUUAUAUCCUCCAGCCCAGCCUUCGCCAUGAGUUUUUCCCUGGCGAGAACUGACAAUGUGACGCCAGAGGUCCGCCUGGCGGCUGCUAUUUCGGAAUUCGAGGCCAGCCUAGAUCCUGAGCGGAAAGUUGCGUUCCGUAACCAUCGAUUCAAGUCUUGCGAAUCGCUCCCAAGUGUCCAAGAUGUCAUGCAGAUCACGGCCGAGUUCAAUGAGAAAUCGACAUCCAAGAAGCCCGGCUCCGGAGGUUGGGGUGCUCGCUUGACGAACUUUCUCGAAGCUGUUCAGCAAUAUGCCGCAGUUGGAGAUAUAAUAGUGGGAGGGUCACAGAACAUCAUCGCGUGCGGUGUCUACUCCCUGGUGCGGUUGACGCUUCUUUCAGUUGUUGCUACGUCGGCCCGGAUUGCUGAAGUGACGACCUUCUUUAUGAAAGUUGGCCUGUCCGCUCCACGCUACGACCGCCUGGCCUUGCUCUAUCCACAGUCUAAACGAUUGGCAGCUUGCAUGUCUGAAUACUACAUUGUUGUAGUUCGAUUCUGUCAUCAGUUGGUGACUAUACAAAAGAAACCGGCAUACCUUCAGCUUGUAUCGUUCAUGGACGAUCUCUGUCUCAAAACCAUUCAGUCGAAGCUUGAAACAUCUGCCGCCUCUAUAAAGGAAGAAAUAGAGACGCUGAAGACUGAAGAGCACACAUCUCACCUGAGACAGCUGAUGAGGUCUUCGGACUCGGAGGCACAUCGCCGGAAACUGAGGGCGAACCUCCGUGUGUUGACUUUAGCCUCAACCUAUGAUUAUAAGGACUCAUGGAAGAAGCUGCGGAAAAAGGGGACGAGUACUGUGUUCAAAGGUAUGCCCGCGUACCUUGAUUGGGUGCAACAGAAAGGCCCUUCUACGCUUCUUUGCAUCGGACGCCUUGGAUCCGGUAAAUCCGUCUGCCUCGCCAGCAUGGUGGAUGAUCUCAACCUUGCUCAGCGGCCAAAAGGCAUUCCCGUGGCCUUUUUUUUCUGUCGUCAUGACAUACAUGAGAGCUUGCAGGCGGAUACAGUCCUUGCCUCGAUGGGUUGCCAGUUGUUGCGCGAGUUCGCCGACCUGAGCAACUGUUUGGCAACUAUCGGCAAGGACGAAACAACGACAACUUUGGAAAUGUCCGAUGUUUUGAGAAUGCUAGUGAAUAUUUUGCCGCCCAAUUAUGUGGCUUACUUUGUCUUGGGUGGUCUCGACGAGUGCAACAACGCUCAGAGGGACUUCAUACUAACUGUAUUGAAUAAGCUCCAAAGCAAGUUCACGCUGCUCGUCUGCUGUUCCUCAAGAUAUGGAGCAGAAACCUUCAUACGGAGAAUCUCAGAAUAUUUCCCAAACACGAGUUCUUUCACGAUCCCUGAAGAAAACCCAGAUAUCGGCUCCUUCAUCCAGUCAGAACUUGAAAGGCGCCUCCAGAGUGGACUCUUGGCGGUCGGGAGGCCUGAGAUGAUCUUGGAGAUACGACACGAGCUACUGACUCGAGCAAAAGGGAUGUUUUUGUGGGUGUCUCUUCAGAUCGAUUCUCUGUGCGCCGCAAGGACAGAUGAAGCGAUCCGCCAAGCACUGGACGAUUUGCCGGGAGACUUGCCCGACAUGUAUUUGCGAAUCCUCAAGAAAUCUGCACCAAGUUCCCCUGAGUACCAGAGACUGAUUUUUGAGCUCAUCUUGGGAGCCUGUCGCCCACUGAACACUGAUGAGCUUCGGGAAGCUUUGAGUGUCGAGCCAGGAGACGCGACUUGGGCCCCGGACCGCAUCAUCAACGAUGUGAACUCGGUCCUCGCUUGCUGCGGGAGUCUUGCAUCUGUGGACGAGGAGACAUCAACAGUGGAGCUGAUACACGGUAGCGUCAGGCAGUUUUUGGACCGCAACUUCGCUAAAUAUGACGAGCGAUACUGUUGGCUACGGCGAGAAACAGCGGCGACUAUGGCGGACAUUGUCAUCACUUACCUCAACUACAGUGUCUUCGAAUCUCAAAUUUCCACGACUUCGACCCCAAAUAUGGAAUCUGCAACAAUGCCAUCAAAGAUAAUACGUUCCAUAGAUUCAGCCAUCAUCGUUCGAAAGCUCGCCCUGCGGCUGCUCGCCAACAAGGAUUCACCGCAGUCGACUUACAAUCUGGGCAAGGUCCUGCAUGGCCUCCAAGAUAGAUCUGUCCCAGAGAAUUCGUUUCACUUCUAUGGCUACGCUAAGAAGUAUUGGUCAGAGCAUGUUUCGAGGACGACUCGUUGGAACGCUGCGGUGCAGUCGCUCCAGGACAAACUCCUCCGGCGAGAAAUCAAAGCCAUGCAGGCCGGGGACCCACGGAUACACAAGAUAUUUCGUUUCGCGGUACUCAGAAACUAUCAUACGGAAGACAUUUUCGACGCUCUGAUAGAUCUAGGUGCGGAGCCUGAGUCCCGGGCCACAGGCGGCUUCACGCCACUCAUGCUGGCCGCUGCCCACGGCAACACAGAGAUUGUCCAAAGACUUGCCGCCAUGGGUGUGAACAUCGAAACACCAUGUGCGGAAGGUCUGACACCACUAGCGAGGGCAUCAAAGAACGGCUUUUAUCUCGUUGUUGAAUUUCUCCUACAGCAUCACGCGAAACUAGAAACGCGAUGCCGCCUCGGAAGAACACCACUGGCAUGGGCGGCGUGCAACCAAGCCGACGUAGUAGACCUUAAGCGAAGACCAGACCGGGACCAUGUCAAGGUCACCAGGCUCCUGAUAAAAAGCGGAGCUGAACUUGAAGCUAAGCGUUUGGAUGGGAGAACAGUGUUGGGCGACGCGGCAACGGGAGGGAUCCCGGCCGUUGUCCGUGUGUUAGUCGAGGCGGGUGCGGAUUGGACCUCCACAGACGAGCAGGGCGUUGCGGCUCUUCUCCGGAUCGUCGAUUUCUAUAAUGAAAGGGUUCUCAGCCUAUUCAUUGAAAUGGCUGAGCCCACUCUUUUGGACACAUGGGGUGAGAGGCUUCUCCUCCGGGCAGCCGAAGAAAACUGGCCGGAGGCCGUCGACAUGCUGGUCAGGGCAGGUGUCCACAUCAAAGGCAAAGGUCAUUGUAAAGAUCCUUCGAUAUACGAAGCGACCUGAGAGGUGAAUUAGGUCAGGACGUUCACUCGGCUGGCACAACCGGACAAGGCACAUGCGCGGAGCUUUUUCAACAACUCCCAAGGCAGCCUAGCAAUGUGCCGCGUUGACGCUGUCAAAGUGUGCUCGGGCGACUGGAUAUGAUCAAUUUGGUGUGUUGGUGGUUUAUGCAGAGGGCUGCUCUAUGUAUGUUGUAUGGCAAUUCAAAUAUUGUGCCGUACCAUCGCACACGGGUCGGGUUAUGG